Messenger RNA from Podarcis lilfordi (Lilford's wall lizard), 9736 nucleotides. The record is from the annotation of a GenBank genome assembly. Lineage: Eukaryota; Metazoa; Chordata; Lepidosauria; Squamata; Lacertidae.
AUGUGCCCGGUCACUCGCUGCAGCUUCCUGAGGUUCAUCUUGCUGGCCGCCUGUGGCUGCAAGGCAGCUACUGCUUUUCCCAACGCCUCGCCGCUACUCAGCCAGAACUGGGGAAACACAGACAGACUCUUGCACCUGUACACGUCCACAGCAAGAAACAGCUUCCACCUGCAAAUCAACUCCAAUGGCCAUGUGGAUGGAAGUCCUCACCAAACCGUUUACAGUAAGUACCACUGAAAGGUUGAGGGGAGCUGGGAGCUGUUUCUCUCAGUUUCUCAUUUUUCCAGUAAUAAAUUCAGUUCACUGCAUUACUACGUCGCUUGCCUUUUUUUUUUAAAGUCCUCGUGAAAAUUUGCCAGCAUUUUAAUCCGCAUUUCUCCUCAUCCACACAUUUCCCCAAGCAAUUUACGAUUCAUUUCUGUAUGUUGUUUUCAUUUCAUCUAUGCAUUCUUACAAAAACUAACCCCCUAACGGUUUGUGAACUGCUUUGGGGUUUUGUUCUUUGUUUCUUUUACAAUCGAAAGGCGUAUAAACUUUAUGAAAUAAAUCGAUGGCAACAUAAGCUAUUCCGUGCACGUUAUUUGCUUGGAGAACUGUGUGGCAAAGUUUGGAGAAGUGCGGAUUGUGAAGGGCAGAUUUCUUUGAGUUUGCAUAUAGUUUGGUAAGGUGCGAACUGCGGAGGUUUGCAAUAAAAAUGUGACCUAAAACGACAUUCCCUCCAUCCUGCCCCUCCAGAGGAAGAAUGCUGGGAAUAAACAAGGGAAAAUGGGCUGCCUUCAUUUGCUGUUAGUGGCUUCCUAUAAGUAUUAGUAUAACAGCUGCAUUAUCCAGUCCACUAUUAAUCCCAUUUUAGGUGGAAAAACAUGAAGCCCAGAGCUGCUCUCUAGUCCUAAUGUUUAAUAUGGAGAUUUAAUAUUUCAAUAUCUGUAAAAGUGGCAGACUUAUUAGAAAGAGAACGUGCCCAUGGUUUGUUUUCAUUAAGAAAAACCAGAAACUGAGCUCUAAUUAAAAGCACGAUUCAGUCAAAAAAUAAACAUCAACUGCAUCGUGCCUUAAAUUUCAAAUAUAUACAGAAUCGGAUUUAUUCAUUCCUUUCACUGCAGAGAAAUUGAAGCACAGCUUUGCAUAGAGGACAGGGAGCGUUUCCUGGACACGUCUGCAUUUUCCAGAUUUUAGGGGGAAUUAGAACCUGUAUUUUGUAAGUGGAAAUAUUCAUUCCACAAGCGGGGACCCACUAUAGAAAAGGGCUGUUCUCGUGAUGUCUCCAGACCAGGGGCCUUGGAGGAAAUUGGUUUUCUAGAUCCAUUUCAACUGGGGUUUAGGCCUGGUUUUGACAGAAGGAGGCACGCAAAGAAAGGCCCCAAAGGAUGAGUGCAGGGUCGGGGCCGGUUCAUAUCACGAGAGGCUUGGAUAUUUCGGUUCUGAGCUAUUUAUGGCUUUAUAGCUCAAAACCAGCACUUUGAAUUGGGCCCGGAAACUAAUCGGCAGCCAGUGCAGUUGGGCCAGGAUUGGUGUAAUAAGCUCAAACAAUCGGUCCAGAAAGAUACCAUAGUUGAUGGUAUCAAAAGCCGCUGAGAGGCUGAGGAGAAUUAACAAGGACACGUUUCCCAUGUCUCUCCAGACAGAGGUUCUCAUACAAGGUGACCAAAGCAGUUUCUGUGCCAAAGCCAGACCUAAACCCCAAUUGAAAUGGAUCUAGAAGACCAGUUUCCUGCAAGACAUCUGGAUCAGGUCCACAACCACCUGCUCAGAAACCUUGCCUAAGAAGGGGAUAUUGGCAACUGGCCAGUAGUUACUUAGAUUUUCCAAAUCUAGGGAGGGCUUCUUGAAGAAUGGUUUUUACCAUUUCAAACAGGCAGGGGCAACCAAAUCUUGCAAGGAAGCAUGCAUACACACAUACACAGAUUGGGGCAGAGGUAUUGUUUAGGGGUUUUUGUUGGGGGUGGGAGUUGUUAAUUUUUUAUAUCUUUAUUUUGGAUCUUAUGAUUUAUGUGAAAAAAAUUCAAUUCGGUUGUGUACUCGAUGUUUUGUUCAUGACUACUUCUGUUACAAUGGAUGCGGGUGGCGCUGUGGGUUAAACCACAGAGCCUAGGACUUGCCGAUCAGAAGGUUGGCAGUUCAAAUCCCCGCGACGGGGUGAGCUCCUGUUGAUUGGUCCCUGCUCCUGCGAACCUAGCAGUUCGAAAGCACAUCAAAGUGCAAGUAGAUAAAUAGGUACCGCUCCAGCGGGAAGGUAAACAGCAUUUCCGUGCGCUGCUCUGGUUCACCAGAAGCAGCUUAGUCAUGCUGGCCACAUGACCCGGAAGCUGUAUGCCGGCUCCCUUGGCCAAUAAAGCGAGAUGAGCGCCGCAACCCCAGAGUCGGUCACGACUGGACCUAAUGGUCAGGGGUCCCUUUACCUUUACCUUUUACUUCUGUUACAUUUAUAGUUACGUAAUUUUGCGUGUGUUGUAAGCCGUCUUGAGCAUGGUUUGAACUUUGGAAAGGCGGCAUACAAAUAAAUGAUUGAUUCUUUGCUUUUCCACGGGGUCUAGCAAAAAGGGAGAUGUGGUGUGAUGCCUCAAGAUCAAUGAACUUGCCAGAGUAGGUGAAAAGUUUUUAAUCAGCCAAUCACUUUUUGCCUUAGCAUUCCUUCGCUCGAUAUGUACGUUCAUACUUAUCUUUGGAUAAGUGAAUAAUAAUAAUAAUAAUAAUAAUAAUAAUAAUAAUAAUUUAUUAUUUAUACCCCGCCCAUCUGGCUGAGUUUCCCCAGCCACUCUGGGCAGCUCCCAAUCAAGUGUUAAAAACAGUACAGCAUUAAAUAUUAAAAACUUCCGUGAAGAGGGCUGCCUUCAGAUGUCUUUUAAAGAUAGGAUAGCUGCUUAUUUCCUUCACAUCUGAAGGGAGGGCGUUCCACAGGGCAGGUGCCACUACCGAGAAGGCCCUCUGUCUGGUUCCCUGUAACCUCACUUCUCGCAAUGAGGGAACCGCCAGAAGGCCCUCGGCGCUGGAUCUCAGUGUCCGGGCUAAACGAUGGGGGUGGAGACGCUCCUUCAGGUAUACAGGACGGAGGCCAUUUAGGGCUUUACCAACACUUUGAAUUGUGCUCGGAAACGUACUGGGAGCCGAUGUAGGUCUUUCAAGACCGAUGUUAUGUGGUCUCGGCAGCCGCUCCCAGUCACCAGUCUAGCUGCUGCAUUCUGGAUUAGUUGUAGUUUCCAGGUCACCUUCAAAGGUAGCCCCACAUAGAGCGCAUUGCAGUAGCCCAAGCGAGAGAUAACCAGAGCAUGCACCACUCUGGCGAGGCAGUCUGUGGGCAGAUAGGGUCUCAGCCUGCGUACCAGAUGGAGCUGGUAGGCAGCCGCCCUGGACACAGAAUUGACCUGCGCCUCCAUGGGCAGCUGUGAGUCCAAAAUGACUCCCAGGCUGCGCACCUGGUCCUUCAGGGACACAGUUACCCCAUUCAGGAACAGGGAGUCCUCUACACCUGCCUGCACCCUGUCCCCCAAAAACAGUACUUCUGUCUUGUCAGGAUUCAACCUCAAUCUGUUAGCCGCCAUCCAUUCUCCAACCACACUUAUAUGCUAUAUGCACUUAUAUGCUAUAUGGGAGGCUUAGAAUCAUAGAAUUGUAGAGUUGGGAGGGGCCAUGAGGGUCAUCUAGUUCAACCCCCUGCAAUGCAUGAAUCUUCUUGCGCAACGUGGGGCUCAAACCCACAACCCUGAGAUUAAGAGUCUCCUGCUCUACCGACUGAGCUAUCUCCAGAGCAUCAGACAGGACCAGAAAUGAUAAUUCUUGUCCUGUACUUGCAACACGUGUAGCUUCCCAAUCAUCAAAAUACAAUACAGUGGUACCUCGGGUUAAGUACUUAGGUAAUUCAUUCCGGAGGUCUGUUCUUAACCUGAAACUGUUCUUAACCUGAAGCACCACUUUAGCUAAUGGGGCCUCCUGCUGCCACUGCGCUGCCAGAGCCCGAUUUCUGCUCUUAUCCUGCAGCAAAGUUCUUAACCUGAAGCACUAUUUCUGGGUUCGCGGAGUGUGUAACCUGAAGCGUAUGUAAUCUGAAGCGUAUGUAACCUGAAAUACCACUGUAGUUACAACCAAGCUGGUACACCAGUGGCAACAUGAAUCUAGCUAUCCAAUUUAUUCAAGCUAUCCAAGUGUGUAGCCAGGAACAGCUCAUUCAGGGGCAUCUUACCCAUAGAGGCUAGUGGCGCAGAGCGCUGGGGUGCCAUGUUCUGGAGGGCACCAGGGCUGAACGCGGCACCUCCCAGCAUCCGCUCACAACCGUCGCCUGCCUCCGCCAUGCAGUGCCGAAGCAGCGCCACGCCCGGAGCCUCCAUCUGUCAUGGCCACCACUGCACAAAGUGGCCAGCUGAGCCGGGAGGUGCCGCGUCCAGCCCUCGCCUCUUCUCCGCCAGAGCCACCCUCCAGCCGCUGCCCACCUCCUCCAGCCCCUCCAACAGCGCCGUCCUCCCUAAAAUAUUCUGGAAAAUGGGGGGGCAGAGGGAGCUUUGCACCACGGUGCCGGAUAUGCUUAAGACGGCCCUGAGCUCAUCUAAGCUCCCGUCUUGUCUGCUCUCCUCAGCACUCCCCUCUCAACAGGCAGCUAACACGCUAAUAAUAAUAAUAAUAACAACAAUAAUAAUAAUAAGAAAUAAUUUAUGAUUUGUACCCUGCCCAUCUGGCUGGGUUUCCCCAGCCACUCUGGGCGGCUUCCACAAAAACCAAAAAUACACUAAUAUGUCAUACAUUAAAAACUUCCCUGAACAGGGCUGCCUUAAGAUGUCUUCUGAAUGUCAAGUAGUUGUUUAUCUCUUUGACAUCUGAUGGGAGGGCGUUCCACAGGGCGGGUGCCACUACCAAGAAGGCCCUCUGCCUGGUUCCCUGUAACUUGGCUUCUCGCAGCGAGGGAACCGCCAGAAUGCCCUUGGCGCUGGACCUCAGCGUCCGGGCAGAACGACGGGGGUGGAGACACUCCUUCAGGUAUACAGGACCGAGGCCGUUUAGGGCUUUAAAGGUCAGCACCAAAACUUCCUUAGACUUUGUCGUCAGGGGAGACCCAUCGUCUCCAGAAGAGCAGGAGGUGGCGCUGGCGCCCUCAUUGCUCCCUGCAGGGAAUGACACCAAAGGAAGUUGGCUGGAUCAUACCCAUUUCAAAAAAAAUUAUAUGGGAGGCUUAUAAAAGAAGAAAGCUUGCAAAACAUGUAGCCAAUGCAGACAACACUGCCUGUUUAUUCCAAGACAAAGAGUAUUUAAGGGCAUAACUAGACAAGGCAACAGAGAUCUGUGACUGGAGGGGGGGCGGCUGGGGCAUUUCUCAUACUGCAGGGGACCUGCAUGAAAUGAGUGGAUGUUCAACCUGAGUAUUGCUAUCAGCUAUCUGAUCUGAACCUUCCAUGUUCUUCCUUAUUUAUUUACUUUAGUCAAAGUAUUUCUAGAACACACUUUCUUAUAAAUAUUGCAAGAAGAUACACAACCCAAGAAUGCAAUACGGUGGUACUUUGUGUGUUGAACGGCUUGGGUCCCGAACAAAUCGGCUCCCAAAUGUCACAAACUCGGAAGUGUUCCGGUUUUCAAACGUUUUUUGGAAGCCGAACGUCCAACGCUGCAGGAAGCUCCUGCAGCCAAUCGGAAGCCGCACUCUGGCUUUCCAACAGUUCUGGGAGUCAGACUGACUCCCAAAAUAGAUAAAGUUGGACAGCCAAGGCACCACUGUACUAAAAGCAACAUAAAUGCCAAACAGACCCAUAAAAGCAGGCUGAGUGUUUUAUUUAUUUCUUCUCCACUGGGAGAGGCUGCCUUUUGUGGGCCAUUUUAUUCAUUCAUUCAUUCAUACAUACAUACAUUCAAUUUGUAUACCACCUUUCAUCUGAAGAUCACAGGGCAGUUCAUAACAUAUACCAUCGACCCUAUUAUGGGGAAUGUUUUGUUGAGAUGUCAUUGGUGUGAAUUGCUAAGGUUUUUUUUGACAGUUAGGUGAGACCCUCCUCUCCGAUCUUAGCACUUAAGAGAUCUAGACUGACAAUAGGUUUGGUUUGCUCAAAAUGUCCUCAUGGGCCAAUUUCAGAGGCCUGCCAGGACUAAUUAGGGUGGAGGUACAGAAGCUCCACUGGGACGCGGGUGGCACUGUGGGUUAAACCACAGAGCCUAGGACUUGCUGAUCAGAAGGUCAGCAGUUGAAUCCCCGCGAUGGGGUGACCUCCAGUGGUUCGGUCCCUGCUCCUGCCAACCUAGCAAUUUGAAAGCACGUCAAUGUGCAAGUAGAUAAAUAGGUACCGCUCCAGCGGGAAGGUAAACGGCGUUUCCGUGCGCUGCUCUGGUUCGCCAGAAGCGGCUUAGUCAUGCUGGCCACAUGACCCAGAAGCUGUACGCCGGCUCCCUCGGCCAAUAAAGCGAGAUGAGCGCCGCAACCCCAGAGUCGGUCACGACUGGACCUAAUGGUCAGGGGUCCCUUUACCCUUUACCUUUACAGAAGCUCCACAUUGCAGUCCUAUAGCCUUGGGGGCUGUUCUGUUCUUCAGACAGUCUAGAGCUGGUUGCUGGUUAGGGGGUACAUACUGAGUGCUCCCACUCCAUAACCAAGUUGACUGGUUGGCAUCCAUCUGUCUCAGGAGACAAUGAAGGAGUGUGCCUUUGGGAAUGAGGUCAAACUGUUGGCGGGUUACGGUGCCUGCUGUGGCUGUAGAGAUGGGAUGUAGGCGAGACAUGUUUUGUUGCAGCCGGGGCAGAGGAAGAUGCCUAGCUGUGCUGCUGCAGAUGCACCAUGACACUUAUUCUCUCUGCGCUCUUCCCAGUGGUCAUUUCUCCUCUGGUCACUGCUGUGGAUGUAUGACCUGACUGCCCGUCGCCAGGCACUGCGGUCAUCUGCAAGGGAUUCUCGCAUGGCAGGGUUAAUGCUGCCAGCCUUAAUCUCACGUUUGCAGUCAUCUUUGUAACACAAGAGUUGGUUUGCCAAUUCGCCAGCUCCUCGUACGGCACAUUUCAGCAUGUACAGAAGUAUAGCAUUACAUAUAAAUAUUAGCAUACAUAUUGUAAACCAAAUUCGAAAUGAAGUGAUAGCAUAACAGAUUACACUCUCUUUCCUUAGAACUUUCCUGUUCCGAUUAAAAUUGUGGGCAAACCUUUUCGCCAUACCUCAACUAAAAAAUGGAAGGGUUAGCCAGAUAACUCAUAAUACUUUGGGACUGGGUCUUGCCCUAUGGCCACCAGAUGGUCAUCUUUGGUUUACGGCAUUAAAUUAUCUUCUAAUGUUUAACCAUUUAAAUUUCAGGUGCCCUGAUGAUCAAAUCUGAAGGUGCAGGCUAUGUGGUGAUAAAUGGCGUAAAAACUGGGCGCUUCCUCUGUAUGGAUAUUAAUGGCAAUAUCUUUGGAUCGGUGAGUUCUCAUAUGAAUUUUUCUGGCAUCUUUCAAGUGGUGCCACAUGCCACAACAGCCAAAGUGUGAUUCUUUAACUUGGAAAUGCAAUAAGCCAGUUCUGCUGCACUUCUAAGGAAACCAUUGUCUUUUACCCUUUCACUUAUGCCUGGGAUAUCAUUUUCCUUCAGGCCCCUGCAGUUCUUACGAGACACAAUGAUUUAUGAAGGAUGUCCCACAUUUCUUUCUGCCUGCACAACACCACUGGCAUGCCACACCUGUGCUACAGACAACACAGAGGGCUGCACAAUUUGCCCUCUUCAGUUUGAUAUUGUGAAACCCAGGGCUUUACAUAACUGUGAGGCUGUUAACCUAAGAAUAGGUAAAGGUAAAGGGACCCCUGACCAUUAGGUCCAGUCGUGACCGACUCUGGGGUGGCGACACUCAUCUCGCUUUAUUGGCCGAGGAAGCCGGCGUACAGCUUCUGGGUCAUGUGGCCAGCAUGACCAAGCCGCUUCUGGCGAACCAGAGCAGCGCACGGAAACGCCGUUUGCCUUCCCGCUGGAGUGGUACCUAUUUAUCUACUUGCACUUUAACGUGCUUUCGAACUGCUAGGUUGGCAGGAGCAGGGACCGAGCAACGGGAGCUCACCCCGUCGCGGGGAUUCAAACCGCCAACCUUCUGAUCGGCAAGCCCUAGGCUCUGUGGUUUAACCCACAGCGCCACCCGCCAAACUUGGAAGAUGUGAACUCUCUUUCCACCCACAAAUAUGCACACAAUCUUGGCAAUCACUCAAACAACGGCCAAUCUGCACGUUCCUCAACAAGUAUUUCAGAUCAAAGUAUGCUGCUUUAUAUCAGGGAUGGAGAAGCUUUGGGGCAGGCAAGAGGGGGCGCAUCUUUAUUUAUCUCUUCCCCUGAAGACCAACGGCUUAGUCAUGCUGGCCACAUGACCCGGAAGCUGUACGCCGGCUCCCUCGGCCAAUAAAGCGAGAUGAGCGCCGCAACCCCAGAGUCGGUCACGACUGGACCUAAUGGUCAGGGGUCCCUUUACCUUUACCUAAGACAACCCAUCUGCCCAUCACCUUAUGACAUAAUGACAUCAGAUAAUUGUCCAGUGGGUGGUCUAGUCCACUGGUCGAUGUUUUAUUGAAACUGCUGCUAAAAAGGAGCUUUUCCUUUCCAUUUUAGCAGUUGUUUAAAUGCAAACCACUCUGUGCUCCUGGAACAAGGCCCACUCCCACUACACCAGCAAGAAGAUGCCAGGGCAGCUGGGCACUGUUUGCAAGGAAUAGUUCUAUGGGCCAAAGUGGUACCCCUGCCAAGCCACAUUUGGCUCAUGAGAUGGAGGUUCUCACCCCUGCUUUAUAUCUUUAUUCACUGCAAAAAAGUCCAGGUGUCCAUUUAUUAAAUGGUAGCUUAUCACGGGACAUAUAACCAUUUGAUAAAGCUUAGUUAUCACACUUUAAAAAAAGGAUUUCAUAACUUUUCUGCUUCUGUGGAUUUCUGAUCCCCUCCCCCCAGCAUUAUUUGUUUUGAAUGUGGUAUUUUUCUGCGCAGAAUCUGGAUUUAUUUUUUAUUUUGUGUUAUUUUUGGUAAAGGUAGAAGGGUUAUCACUUGGAGAGGGAAAAUAAGUAAAAACAAAGAACCACUGACAAUGCAGUGGGAAAGACUAAUAACUCAUGAGUUCAAAUGUUUUAGAUGUGAAUGGUUUGGAAGGUACCAAACAUCUCACAAGCUGUAAUCUGUCAAACAGUAACACUGUUAUCUAUAAAAUACUGCCAAUGCUAAUUCCAUUGCACAUGCAAUUAAAAAUACUAAAAUAAAAAAUGUUGAAAUCAAAUAUCGUAAAGACAUUUAGACAUACCAAAUAUGUGGUAAGAACCCGGACACCAUUCAACAUCUGAGGCAGAGAAUUCUGAUGAGCAUUUUCCACUCGAAUGUUAAUACUGUUCUGAUUGUGGUUCUUGUUUCUUCCUUCAGCACUUCUUCACUUAUGAGGACUGCACUUUCAGACAUUGGACCCUGGAAAAUGGCUAUGAUGUCUACCAGUCUCCCAAGUACAACUAUCUCGUCAGCCUAGGAAAAGCUAAGCAACCUUUAUUCCCCGGUAUGAAUCCACCACCGUACUCCCAAUUCUUGGCCAGAAGGAACGAAAUUCCUUUAGUCCAAUUCAACACACCAAAACCUAGCAGACAUACGAGAAAUGCGAGUGCCGAUCCCUGUGGCAGUAUCAUAUCAGCCGGAAACCUCUCUGACAACCCAAAGGCGCAAUCAUCCACAUAUCAUGAUGUAGAUGAUUCACAUGCCGAAAAUGGAGACCCCAACGGUGCAACGUUCAGCAGGUGGUUUUCAAGCCCUAGGACUGAUAUCAAAACCUGAACCAAUCUGUAACAGUAACC